UCCAACUCCGGCCCAGCUCGACCCGAGGGGCAAAUCCGCGAAUUUGCAGAACCACCCCCUUCCUCCUCCUGGUCGGCUCUCACCAAUCGCCGCCCCGGCCGGCCGCCUCGCUCCUUGCUUCUACCCUCGUACAACCCUCCUCCGCCUCGCAGCCAGUGACACUGACUGGAGUGCAAUGGAGAACAUUCGGUAUGCCGAGGAGCUCGUGAGGGAGUUUCUAGUGUUCAGGGGUUUCACAAGUACGCUGCAAGCUUACGAGUCAGAGUUGUCUACCGAGAUUGGCAGGAACUUUCAAGUAGAUAAGAUCCUGGACUUAGUGUUCUCAGAGUAUGUACCGAAAUACCAACUGGAUAGAUUGCUUGGUCUUUUUAGCUUCUUAAAGCAAUGUUUCCCUUCACCCGCGGACACAGAGCUUUUCUCGACCCUUGUUAAGUUGGAACUGUCAGUAUUAAGGUACUAUGUUGUCAAUGCUUUGAAAUCUGGAAGGCAAGACAAAGUAGUCGAAUUCUUUGUUGAAAGUGGCAAUUAUCUGAUGCAAAAGCGUGAAGAUUGGCUGGUGUGGUUUGCUAUUCCGUAUAUUAAGAAUCCAAGCUUGGAUCCGCAGUUCCACGUAUAUUUCUCCAAAGAAUGGUUGGACAUUUUGGUUCUUUCAUUUAGGAAUUUUUUGAGCGGGAUGUUCAAUGACAUUCGAAUCCCAGCUCUUUUGAGAAUUAGCACCGAGAAGAAUACCAUCAAAUCUCUCAAGAACGACUUAAGACAGCUGAAUAAUAAAUUGGCAGAGCUACAAGCAUUGUUAGAGGCGAAGGAAGCUGAAAUAUCUCAGUUGAGAAGGAACCAUAAUGGUGCUGAUUCUGGAAACGAAGUCAGUACUGGUGCAGCUGGUCCCCCUCUUGAAGGGCAAGAGAGAUCAGAAGUCUACGAAGAACCAUCGGCCUCAAGUAGCAUUGUACACGGCUUUGGCUCAUGGUCUUCUAGCUCAGUGAAAUCUUCUACAAGAGAUGGGAAAUUCCAAGAAUCUUCUCAGAUAAGCCAUUCAGAGAAUGCGCAGGUUUUGGUGACAGAGGAGGACUUUCCUGAAGUGAAAGUGGAUUUUCAGGAAACAUUUUUAGGCCAUAACAGUUCGAUUAGCUGCUGUCGAUUUUCUACAUCUGGCUCAAAUAUUGCUAGUUCAUCAAUUGAUGGUACAGUUAGGAUCUGGACAUAUGAUUCAUCAACACCAUCAUCCAAAAAUGCCACCAUAUACUGUGGGGCUGAAGUCAGUGCACUUUCUUGGGAAUGCCGAUCUGACAGAUUGCUGCUCAUAGGCACAGCUAAUGGAGGAAUUAAAGCUUGGAAUGCUGAUGCAAAGAGAGUUGUCAGCGACCUGAGUACAUCAAGAGACUUUCCAAGUGUCUUAGAUUUGAAGUGCAGCCCUGUAGAACCUGUGUUUGUCUCUGCAGCUGCAUCGAGACGGCAUGGAUCAACUAUACUUGACAGAACAGGAUUUGCCUCCUUGACCGUGUGGCAUAUGAAAACGUGGAAACCCUUGACAGUCCUCCCUCUUGGUGAGGAUCCACCUGCAAUUACUUCUCUUUGCUUCAAUCACAAUGGAAAAAUCUUAGCAGCUUCUGCAACAGAUGGAAUGAUUCACAUGUUUGACAUGUCUGCUGGUCUUCAAAUUACUGGAUGGCCUGCGCAUGAUUCCCCAGUGAGCUCAGUUCUUUUUGGACCUGCUGAAACUAGCAUAUUCAGUUUAGGCUCAGAUGGAAAGAUAUUUGAAUGGAGCUUGCACAAUCAAGGUCAGAUUCUUUGGUCAAGAGAUUGCAGUAGGUUCUGCAAUCCAGAGAGCUUUAACAAAUAUAUGCAUGAAAUUGCGUUGGAUUCUAAUGGCAAGAGGCUGCUGGUCACCUCUGGUUUGGUUCGGGCCCCAAUAUAUCAGGUGCAAGGCCACGAAAGUGGCUUGAGGACACUACCUCACAGUUCAUCGAUAACAAGCGUGGAUUGGCAUCCAACUCUGCCAAUGUACAUCACUGGGUCUGCAGACAACUCUGUCCGGGUCACAUCUAUUAUAUGAUCUAUAAAACAAGCUAAUCGCCUUGAGAUUUUGGGGAUGUCUCAAUGCAAUCAGAGAUACUGUUGCAGAAAGCUUCCAGUGUGGCUCCACGUGAUGGGCCUGCUUUCCCACAUGCAUCGGUUCUUGUCGAUAGUUUUGUCCAUGCGGGAGGCUUUCGGUGUCAGUGAGUCACUAUUUUGUUUGCAUGGAAGACUUGUGCUUGUGUUUCGUAGCAGCCGCUAUACACUUGGGUGAGUUGUUCCAAGUUUUUGUUUGUUGUAAAACAGGUAUAGAAUCCUGUUAUCUUUUAUACACAUUAUGAGGUUAGCAUUGUUACGGCUAGUUUCUUCCAUUAUUCAAACAUGUCUGUCAUCAAAAGCAAGUAGGGAUCAUGCUCACACGAUUCAGCUUUGUAGUGGCAGCUGGUGUGAACGCCGUAUGAUUGUAUCAUACAUAGCUUUGUUUGGUGCUACAUACAGCCUUGAAUCUGAAACCAGACUCCGAAGAAGUUUGUAUGGAUUCAUUGAUGUAUUACUACUUGAGGAAUCAGAAAAUUGUCGUAUCAAGGAACAUUGUUUGCAUU
This is a messenger RNA of Phragmites australis (common reed), 2615 nucleotides long. RefSeq lists its product as uncharacterized. Gene Ontology annotation, molecular function: protein binding. Bases 176 to 2053 code for a protein of 625 amino acids. NCBI's taxonomy places the organism in Eukaryota, Viridiplantae, Streptophyta, Magnoliopsida, Poales, Poaceae. The record is from RefSeq and is a predicted model, not a curated record. The transcript has 16 exons.